UGUUGUUGUGCGCAUCUAUGUGUUCUUGCCCUGGUCUGUCCUCGUUCCGAUGUGCAUUUCAUUGCAUGUUCGUUUUUUUCGGCUCAGACGCACGUCCACCACUGGUGGCUGCCGAGAGGUGAUGUGGCCACUGUCCACGCUUGCCGCCCGCGCAUGGUAUCGUAACGUACCGAACCUGCAACUAUAAUGAAGAGGAGGGCAGCCCUGGCAAGCGCGUGCAGCGCACUGUGGCUGGGCGCCGCCGCCGCGGAGCCUCCGAGGGACCUGGCGCAGCGGGAAGCCAACGCCAGCUUCAGCAGCGGCUUCCUCGCCAAGGGCCCGCCCGCUCACGCGCCAGCAGUCGCUUACCCGCCGAGGCUGUGGGAGCCCAGCAGGGCAGCCGCGGCGCUGGGCGGCACCGACGCGCAGCUCCGCGGCCGCGGGGACGCCGCGGCGUCUGCCCUCCAGCUGGACGCGGCGGCGCGCAAGGGAUCCCAAAGCAGGGGGGGCCUGCAGACCAUCCCGACGCCCUUCCCCAUGAAGUCGGUAAGGCACCGGAAGGAGGCUGGGGACAGCUACCUCGAGGGCUCGCCCUUGUACCCGCGCCAGCAGCAGCGCGUGGAUGCCACCGCCGCCCAGGCGUCGCCACAGCUCCCAGAGCGGUCGGAGCUGGGCCGCGCAGCAGCUUUCUCAGAACCACCGCUCCUCUCACACGGACUCUCGGCUUCGUCGCCCUGGGGACGGGUCACUGCGCUGCUGCUGGCGCACGUCAUGUUCGCCCUGCUCGUCGUGAUGUGGGCGUACUUGUACCGCGCUCACGGCAAGGGCCGUUACACGCGGAGCGUCCAGGCGCGCCACGGGGACUCUUUCACGUUCGGGCUCUUCGAGGUCGGAAAUCUGAACCAGGACUGGCCGAUCUGCUUCCUCGCCUUCUGCUGCCCUGCCAUCCGCUGGGCGGACACCAUGACCAAGGCCCGCCUGCUGCCGUUCUGGAUGGCCCUCGGCCUGAUGAUCGUGCUGUCGCUGCUUGGGCCCAUCACCUACGGGGUGAUCUUCCUGCUGAUCGUGCUGGUGGGCGUGUAUUUCCGCCAGCGCCUCCGCAAGCUCUACAACCAUGGGCCAUUCAAGGCCAGGAUGGGGUGUUCGACGGAGAACUCCGCGAGGUGA
Messenger RNA from Prorocentrum cordatum, 1146 nucleotides. The record is from the annotation of a GenBank genome assembly. NCBI's taxonomy places the organism in Eukaryota, Dinophyceae, Prorocentrales, Prorocentraceae.